AAACUGUUUAUUGCCCUGCCUUGAGGUGAUUAUUCCGUUUAUUCUACUUCGCGCCGGCCAACAUAAUAAAUUCGUAUUGCAUUCGUAUUGCAUGCUUAUUAAAUGUAUACUCUGUUUAAGUUCAUCUCCCUCGAAAAGUAGUUCCCUUUAGAACUACGGUGAAUAACGUUAGCUCAGCUGUAGGUAACUCGUUUCUAUAGCAACCAGUGCCACACAAGGCUGGAUCUGAUCACUAGUUUAAUAACGUAGCUGCUACAUUCGUAUCAAGUCAGCUUUAAUGACGAUCGAUCAAACAUGCACUCCUUGGUUUAUUUUUACUAUGGACCUCAUCUUGGAAAUGUAUGUGAUAGAAAACGAUGCAAGCGGCGUAUUGAUCUACUGUGCUCAGUCAGCAGCAAGUAGAACCGACAAGUCAGCGGGCAAUAUGCCGGAUUAAUGCACCCCUCCCAGCCAAUCAGAAUCGAGCAUUCUUAAAUGAAGUAGAAUAAAUAUAUAUAUACACACAUACUUACAUAGGAUAUAUUUUUGUUGAUCCUUUCUCAUUUAGCAAUUGUCAGUAAAUAAGCAGGCCUAGUGGCGUCCAUUACCUUUCACUUUGCUCUUGCAUUUCUGAUGGGAGCCUUUAGCCCGCGGCGCUAGCAGCUCUCUACAUAGGGGCGGCACGCUAACAGCGGCUUACACGCGGGCUGGCUAUAACCCUCACCCUUUCAUCCAGCUCAUCCCACUCUCUCCCUUUAUGUCCUCGGUGUGGGGGCUGGUGCCCCGGGAGCCAUCAACGCUGUAUUAUGGGCUAACUUUCUUCCUCUCUCUGUGGUUCUUGUUCGUGGCUCCUUUGAUUCUCUAUUUGUGUAUCAAGCAGCAGAUCUGGGUUCAUUUGCUGGGCCAUUUAUGAGCUGGCUGAACAGACCGUUCCUCAUGUGGGCUAGGAGCAGGAGAGAGAAGGGCCAGCACAUACAGCUGCAGAUUGUCUCUCUGUUCUAUUGCCUAUUUUUCUAGUGCUCUACCUAAUAUUACAAUAGUAUAGCUGAUAUUUACCUAGACUAUUGUACUGUUAAUGUAAGUUAUGCGUUACGUUUGAUUUUUGUAUAUUUUAGAUAGAUUGACGUCACACACAAACAGGCACAAACACACACACAUACACACACACACACACACACACACACACACACACACACACACACACACACACACACACACGCACACGCACAAACAACCACACACAAGGCAUUUCAUAGAAUAUAUUCCAGCUGACCUGGCCCGCCAUAAAAUGCUUAAAAGGAACAAGACAAAGGAUGAAGGAAGGGAGUAGGUCCCACCGAUCACAUGACUGUGAGCUCUGCACAAUCUGUGUAAGACUAGCUGGCCAAGCACGGAGUGACAUCCCCCUGUCUCUGCCCACAGAUCCAUUAGUCCUGCCUAGACGCUGUCAUGUGCAGGGGCCUAAUUGGCUAGUCAAAGAAAGCGAAAGAGAGAGAGAGAGAGAGAGAGAGAGAGAGAGAGAGAGAGAGAGAGAGAGAGAGAGAGAGAGAGAGAGAGAGAGAGAGAGAGAGAGAGAGAGAGAGAGAGAGAGAGAGAGAGAGAGAGAGAGAGAGAGAGAGAGAGAGAGAGAGGGAGCGCUCAAGUGAGAGAGAGCAAGAGAGACGUAGAGAUGCAGAGACAGUGACAUAGAAACAGUGCAGGAGAUAGGCAUGAGAGAGGCAAGGACUAUAUUCAAACAUAGCCGAGUGGAACUAAUGGGAAGAAUGCAUUAGAAACAGAUUCCCCAAAAAACAAAGAGAAAUACAUCAAGACAAUUGUGUUUUAAGGUAGAAACUAUAAUCGGAGGACUGAUUGGAACAACCCUGUUUCUUUGGAACCCCUGGAAUAAUAUGGAGGCUUGUUGAGUGGACGAAACAAAGAGAAGAGACAGAGAUGGAGCGGAAGGAUUGUGGCCUGAAGGUGCCGGUGCUGUGAACUCACCCUCCGCUCGGCCGGGAGAAGUGAACUACUGGCGACACAGAGAGGGGCUGCAUGUGUCCGGGAUCAUCGGCCACCAUGUGAGUCAGGAUUCAUCAAAUGAAGGAGCAUUAAAGAGGAGGGAGAGAACGUGAUACGGGGAAGGAACGCUGCUUCCAGAUAACUUUUCAUGACUCUGCAACCCGGUACCACAGUGCAGUAGGUUUUACUUUGGAUUCCUGCAAACCAUUCCAUGAAGCAAAGUUAAUUAUCUGCUGUCAUCGUGCUCCAAUUACUCAUCGCAGAGCCCGGCCUCCCAUGGACUGUUCUCUCGUCUUCCGGUCCCGGUGCUCGUGUUUACAACCCUGUCCCGACUCUCCUAGAUCUGCUGCCGUCUUUACAAGGAAGCUGAACCACUUUCGAUUGUGAGCACAAACCAAGACUGAAGGCAGCCUUUGACAUUUGGUCCUCGCUAACUGACACAUAGAACGUGAUUUUAGCACAGAGCUUGGUGGUCGGUUCAACCUGAUCUGCAUUUGGACAUGAAUGAUGUAAAAAAGUUGAAAAACAAGACCACCCCCUACCUUUAAGGAGGGGAUUCCGAAAGGAACAGGAAACACGAUUCAUGCAUAAGAGGCCAUUCCUCUCUCUUGUCGUUUUGUGUCUCCGCCCUUAGUGACGUCACCAUGACCACGUAUUUCCACACCCAUGAGUUUUGCUGCAGUCCCAAGAAGCACAACAGCAGCUCUACCAAGAGCAAGUCUGGAAAGGGGAAGUCCAAGGGGGGGAAAAGCCCUCCCUCCCACCUGAAGCACCACCAGAACCUCCUGCACGUGCACUCGGCCAACCACCCGCCCCAUUCGCUGAACUACAACGGCCGCUGUUCGCCCCAAAACCUUCAGCCUUCUCCAUCUCCGAGCUACUACCACAUAGCGCCGCCGUCGCCCAAUCACCAGCUGGGACCCCCGUCACCCAACCACCAGCUCGGACCCCCGUCGCCCAAUCACCAGCUGGGACCCCCGUCACCCAACCACCAGCUCGGACCCCCGUCCCCGAGCCACCCUCUGCCGUCGCCCUCCUCCAGUCACCACCUCCACUCGCCCAGCUUCCACCAGAUCCACCUGUCCCCCAGCCACCACCUGCUGUGUUCGGCGCAGGCCGCCCAGCUCCAGCCACGCGGCCACCUCGUGGCCUCGGCCUCGCACCACUUCUGCCAGCAGGAACAUCACCGCCGCCUCCAGCAGCUGACCUCGCCGGGCCACCAGGUGGCGCUGAUGCAGCCCUACCAGAACCAGUACCAGCAGCACCACCACCAGCACCACCAGCAGCACUACCAGCAGCACCACACCUGCUGCCUCCCGCCGCUUCCCCACGCCUCCCAGUCGCUGUCCAUCCACCCCUUCUUCUCGCCACAGCUCCCCCUGGCGGCCGGGAUGGGGGACUACAGCUGGAGCACACUGCCCUCCCUGGGCUCCAGGGGGAAGCUGAGCACCUUGAAGGACAGCCUGAAGAAGAGCCCCACCAAGGGUAAAGCCAAGGGGAAGGCGGUGGGCCGGCCCUGGCCCCAUGACUCCUACAUCUGGACCUCGCAGUCAGUGGAGAACAGCGUCAACAUGCCGCUCAUACGGCACUUAUCGCAAAUACAGGCUCAGAUACAGGCCAAUCCCCCUCCAGUGGUCGUCAACACCGAAUGCGUGGACACACCCCCAUACGUCAAUGGUACCGAAGCCGACUAUGAAUAUGAGGAAAUCUCGCUGGAGCGGGGUAACUCUGGCCUUGGCUUCAGCAUCGCAGGAGGGACAGAUAACCCCCACAUUGGGGAGGACCCCUCCAUCUUCAUCACCAAGAUCAUCCCUGGGGGGGCGGCGGCCCAGGACGCACGGCUCAGGGUGAACGACAGCAUCGUGCGGGUGAACGAGGCGGACGUGCGCGACGUGACCCACAGCGGCGCGGUGGAGGCGCUGAAGGAGGCGGGGGGGCUGGUGCGCCUCUACAUCCGCCGCCGCCGCAGCCAAUCAGAGAGGAUCCUGGAGCUCAAGCUGGUCAAGGGCCCAAAGGCCUGGGGCUUCAGUAUAGCAGGAGGUGUUGGGAACCAACACGUCCCAGGGGACAACAGCAUCUACGUGACCAAGGUCAUCGAGGGAGGUGCCGCGCAUAAGGACGGCCGGCUACAGAUAGGAGACAAACUCAUGGCUGUAAACACCUCCUGUCUGGAGGAGGUGACCCACGAGGACGCCGUGGCGGCGCUGAAGUCCACGCCCGACGUGGUCUACCUGCGGGUGGCCAAGCCCACCUCGCUGUUCAUCAACGACAGCUUCCCCCGCCCGACGUCACCAACUAUGCAAAAAAAGCCGGGGUUUGUGUUCACCUCCUCUCGUGGUGUAGAUGGUUCAGAAAUAGGGCACCUACUCCCUCACCAAGACAACCACAUUAGCCCCUCCUACAUGGGCGGCAGCCAAUCUGUGAGUCCGGCCCCAUUGACCACGCCCAGAUACUCACCGCUGCCCAGGGGCAUGAUGGGGGAUGAUGAGGUCACCAGAGAGCCCCGUCGGGUGGUGAUCCAGCGCGGCUCCACUGGCCUGGGCUUCAACAUCGUGGGGGGGGAGGACGGCGAGGGCAUCUUCAUCUCCUUCAUCCUGGCCGGGGGGCCGGCCGACCUGUGCGGAGAGCUGCGCAAGGGGGACCGCAUCCUGUCGGUGAGAGACCCCCGCACGGCCCCCGCAUGUAACCAGAACAAGAAGCUGUUGGUGAACGGCGUGGACCUGACCAAGGCGACCCACGAGCAGGCGGCGGCGGCGCUGAAGAACGCCGGCCAGAGCGUAACCAUAGCAGCACAGUACAGACCGGAGGGCUGA
Gadus macrocephalus (Pacific cod) is the source of this 4790-nucleotide messenger RNA. Its product is annotated as discs large homolog 1-like protein. Gene Ontology annotation, molecular function: protein binding. NCBI's taxonomy places the organism in Eukaryota, Metazoa, Chordata, Actinopteri, Gadiformes, Gadidae. Gene Ontology annotation, biological process: chemical synaptic transmission; neurotransmitter receptor localization to postsynaptic specialization membrane. Gene Ontology annotation, cellular component: neuron projection; postsynaptic density membrane; neuromuscular junction. The record is from RefSeq and is a predicted model, not a curated record.